Molecule: messenger RNA, 1937 nt
Organism: Zalophus californianus (California sea lion)
Lineage: Eukaryota; Metazoa; Chordata; Mammalia; Carnivora; Otariidae
Gene: RER1
Product: retention in endoplasmic reticulum sorting receptor 1
Exons: 7
Coding region: 752-1342 (196 amino acids)
Biological process (GO): protein retention in ER lumen; retrograde vesicle-mediated transport, Golgi to endoplasmic reticulum
Cellular component (GO): Golgi membrane
Source: RefSeq, a predicted model, not a curated record
GCGCGCGCGCGUGUGCGCGCCUGAGCAUAAAACAGUUGAAUCCGGCAGGUAAUUUGCUGAUUACCUGCUGGAUAACGGGCCUUCUUAGGUGGCAGGGCGCAGCAGUGGCCCAGACAAGGUUCCCCCUGAAGAGGCUUGUAUUCUAAUAGGAGGAAAUAGAGAAAUAGAAUGAAAAUCAGAAAAUGACUGUUACAUGAAAUAAAAACAGGGUGAUGUGACUUAGGGAUUGUUGGUGGGGCGGGCCUUUCUGCAGAGGUGGCCUUCAAACUGAGCAGAGGGAAGGGGAUCGGAGACGGGCUGGUGCGAGGCAGGGCCCAGCACAUCUGAGAGGCCAUCACGCUCCCUCGGUGCCAGGCUCUGAGGCUCACACAGCUGACUCCCCGAGAGAAGCCUUUGAGGAGGGUGCAUUUGCUCUCACCCCGUUUCGCAGAUUGGAAUGAGGGGUCACUUGGGCCGUCCUGCUAGAAAGUGACCGAACUGGACUCUAGAAGGAGAAUGCUUGACUCCAGAGUUCACUUGCUUCAUGUUGCUGUGACAGUCUCCUCGAGACGUGGAGAGUCAUGUAACGAUGGAUAUGUUGCUUGUCAGACAAGCAGAGGCUGGCUGGCUGUCGUGUUUGGAAUAAUUUCUGCACAUUCAUCUGAAAGAAGCAGACAUCUCUAGCUAGAUUGCAUGCUUCCAGGGUUCACCAGGCGUGUUCUAAUACUGCUUUUCCUACUUCAGUUCAAGUAAAGGGUUUUAUGGUUACAGAAUGUCCGAAGGUGACAGCGUUGGAGAUUCUGUCCAUGGGAAGCCUUCUGUGGUGUACAGAUUUUUCACAAGACUUGGACAGAUCUAUCAGUCCUGGCUAGACAAGUCCACGCCUUACACAGCCGUGCGAUGGGUGGUGACACUGGGCCUGAGCUUCGUCUAUAUGAUUCGAGUUUACCUCCUGCAGGGCUGGUACAUCGUGACCUACGCCUUGGGGAUCUACCAUCUCAAUCUUUUCAUAGCCUUUCUCUCGCCCAAAGUGGACCCUUCCUUGAUGGAGGACUCAGAUGAUGGCCCCUCAUUACCAACCAAACAGAACGAGGAGUUCCGGCCUUUUAUUCGAAGGCUUCCAGAGUUUAAAUUUUGGCAUGCGGCGACCAAGGGCAUCCUCGUGGCCAUGGCCUGCACCUUCUUUGAGGCUUUCAAUGUCCCCGUGUUCUGGCCCAUCCUGGUGAUGUACUUCAUCAUGCUUUUCUGUAUCACCAUGAAGAGGCAAAUAAAGCACAUGAUAAAGUACCGGUACAUCCCGUUCACGCAUGGCAAGAGGACGUACAGGGGGAAGGACGACGCAGGCAAGACGUUUGCGAGCUAGGUGCUCGGCCGGGCCCAGCGGAGUCGGAGGGCGGUUCUGAGCCAUUGUAACAAUGCCUUCUUCCUUCACGUAAAGUAGUUGAUUUCGAGGGAGUCGAAUUUUCUUUUUAAAAAGGAGCUUCAAUUAUUUGUAACUGAAAUAUCAGGUUCUUGAAGAAACUGACAUUUAAACCAAAUUGCAUUGAUUUAUUUUUCAGUGACAUUCAAGUGUUCAAAUGGACAGAAUUCUAGUAAACUGCUGCCUGGGUGGACAAUCGGGUGGGGGCGUGGGGAGGGGCGGGCGAACUCUGUUGCUGGGCGGCCGUGGAACAGACCUACACGGAAGGAGCCGGGUUGUGCCCCAGCCGCCCCCACCCUGGACGCCCGUGGCCACGUCGCCCGGCUGGAGGAUGAUGCUAACCUGAUUCCUGUGCUUUGGAAGAACAUUUGAAAGGUGAUUUCCAAGUAACUCUGGGGUUCUAAUGCGAGUUUCCCACUUUCAUCUCACCAGAGAUGUUUAAAGUUGGUCUCUUAUCAUAAUGACUCAAAACUUUGUUCUCAAUUACCAUGAUUGCUUUUGAGGGCCUGGAAUUAUAAAUAUAUAUAUUAUAUUUUAA